AUGGUAGACAGUCCUUCUUCCUGGAGUAUCAGCAUAGUGGAGGAGAAAGAUCACCAAGACUUGGGGACCAGCUUGCUUCUGCUUGGAAAACCUUCCUUGACCAGCCGUUCCAACCCCAAACGUUCUCAGACCAAACAAGAUCCUGGGGCUAAUGAUUUAGCAAGGGCUCCUCUGAAGCCCAGUUCUAUUCCAUCAGAUGACUCCCAACCUGGAGGUUCUGGGGUUCAGAGGUGGCCCCCAUCUGGGUGGCUGCCCUCCAUGGGUUUCUGGCCCUCUGAGGGUCCUUGGGAGAUCAUGGCUGUUGUGGAGGACCACAUGGGGGAAGUGCUGUCCGAAGAACCUUCUUCUUCCAGUGUGGCUGCCCUCCUUCUGGAAGACAGUCCUUUGCCUGUGGGGUUCUCUGCAGGCCCAUCACCUGUGGCUUUAGUCUUCCACCCGGACUCUGAUUCUAGAGACCACCCCUGUUCGAACAUGUGGGGAGCCCAGGGAAAAAUCCUUGCCCAAUGCCCACCCUGGUCUCUCAUCAACAGGAUUCAACAGCCACUUCUGCUAGGUUACCUCUGGGGGACCCUGACUCUCACUGUGUCCUGAGGUGGAAAUCCUGGAACUGGAUGGGGAAUCAAGCCCGUGCCACAUCCUGUGGGAAUCUGGGGUAUCAAUAAUCGAUAUCCAAGUAUGAGCUGUGGAAAUACUAAUCAGUAUCCAGGUACCAGCUGGGGGAGAAUUCAUCUACACUCAGGCAUUAAUAAUCAAUUUUCUCCCAGAGUUCUCCAUUCUCCUGGCUCUUUUGGGAAAAUCCCAGCUGGCUUCCUCAGUUCUCAAAACCCUGGGUCUCAGGGGCGUUAG
Molecule: messenger RNA, 846 nt
Organism: Pteronotus mesoamericanus
Lineage: Eukaryota; Metazoa; Chordata; Mammalia; Chiroptera; Mormoopidae
Gene: CUNH6orf15
Product: chromosome unknown C6orf15 homolog
Biological process (GO): extracellular matrix organization
Cellular component (GO): extracellular matrix
Source: RefSeq, a predicted model, not a curated record